AUGUCCCGGAAGGGUGUUGGAAUCGGGGCCUUUGACCGCUCCCGCAUCACCUCCGCCCAGUAUGCUAGUCACGGUAGCAAUCUGCGUAACACGAACGCUGCCGCCUUAGAGACCCAGCUUGCUGUCUUCCGCUCUCUCCUGCAACAGUUUGCCCAGACCCACGCCAAAGAUAUCCGCUCCGACCCUUCGUUUCGCGCUCAGUUCGCUCGCAUGUGCGCCGCAAUAGGCGUCGACCCCCUGGCCUCCUCGUCCUCCUCAUCCUCCUCAUCGUCAGGCAGCUCCAUCUGGGCACAGCUCCUUGGCCGUCCGCUCAACGACUUUUACUUUGAGCUUGCCGUCCGUGUCGUUGAGGUGUGCACUGCUACCCGACCCGAAAACGGCGGCCUGAUCGGCGUCCGCGAGGUGAAGGAGCGCAUCACGAAAACACGUCCUGAAGGUAGCCCCGAGGUGACGGAGGACGACAUCCUGCGCGCCGUAGGGACCCUGAAACCGCUCGGCAGCUCCUUUAGCGUCAUCCGUGUCGGAAGGAAGACCUAUAUUCGCAGCGUGCCCAAGGAGCUGAACACCGAUCAGAGCGCCGUCCUCGAAGCUGCCCAGGUGCUGGGCUACGUAAGUGUUGGGAUGCUCAUGGAUAAUCUCGGCUGGACCCGCGCCCGUGCCGUCACCGCGAUUGAGGACCUCCUUGGAGAAGGCAUGCUUUGGGUUGAUAAGCAGUGUCCUGGCGAGUGGGAAUACUGGAGUCCCGAUUUCAUGGUGAAUGGAGCGGCAGGGGCAGCAGGU
Sodiomyces alkalinus F11 is the source of this 780-nucleotide messenger RNA. Its product is annotated as ESCRT-2 complex. The record is from RefSeq and is a predicted model, not a curated record. Lineage: Eukaryota; Fungi; Ascomycota; Sordariomycetes; Glomerellales; Plectosphaerellaceae. Gene Ontology annotation, biological process: protein transport to vacuole involved in ubiquitin-dependent protein catabolic process via the multivesicular body sorting pathway. Gene Ontology annotation, cellular component: ESCRT II complex. The transcript has a single exon. The annotation marks the transcript as partial.